AUCACCCGUCUCCCUCUCUCUCUCUCUCUCCCCGCGGUCAACCCACCAUUUUGACUACGCGACUUGCUGUGAAGAAGCGACAGAAACGCAAAGGUUUUGCAUCAAUUCGCCUCCGCUGAUUCGAUCGUGUCUUCGAUCUCAAGACUCCACCUUUUCCUCCUACUGCGCGAUUCCUCGUGUGCUGAUAUGAAUAGUUCCAGCGGUUCUGCCGCUGGUCCGAGCUCCGGAUCGGGGGAUGGAUCGGCUCCCAGGAGGAAUUCGAAGCGGCCAAAGUAUUCCAAGUUUACACAGCAGGAGCUUCCAGCUUGCAAACCAAUCCUUACUCCAAAAUGGGUGAUCUCUGUGUUCACACUUGUUGGCGUCAUCUUCGUCCCCAUCGGUAUCGCCGCGCUUAUGGCCUCCAACAACGUUGUCGAAAUCGUGGAUCGAUAUGAUACAGAGUGCAUACCAGCAAACAUGACCGGUGACAAGGUUGCAUACAUACAGAAUGAUGAUAUCAUCAAAACUUGCACUAGAAAUCUCACGGUACCAAAAGAUAUGGAUCAGCCUAUCUAUGUCUACUAUCAACUUGAUAACUUCUAUCAGAAUCAUAGGAGGUAUGUGAAGAGCCGAAAUGAUGCACAAUUGAAGGAUGCUGAUCAAGCAAAUAAGACUAGCGGAUGUGAUCCUGAAAAGACCACAAAAGAUGGAUCUCCAAUUGUCCCUUGUGGUCUUAUAGCAUGGAGUUUGUUCAAUGACACUUACAACUUUACCCUAGGCAACAAAAAUUUGUCUGUAAACAAGAAUGGCAUUUCUUGGAAGAGUGACCGGGAUCACAAAUUUGGAAAAGAUGUCUUCCCAAAGAAUUUUCAAAAUGGAAUUUUACGAGGUGGUGCAAGCCUAGAUUCAAAUAAACCUUUGAACAAGCAGGAGGAUCUCAUUGUAUGGAUGCGCACUGCUGCCCUUCCAACAUUUAGAAAGCUUUAUGGGAAAAUACAUCAGGAUCUUAAAGCAAAUGAUAUUAUAAUGGUGACACUGGAGAACAAUUACAAUACAUAUAGUUUUAAUGGCAAGAAAAAAUUGGUGCUAUCCACCUCAAGCUGGCUUGGUGGGAAAAAUGACUUCCUUGGCAUAGCAUAUCUGACCAUUGGAGGGCUAUGCUUCUUUUUGGCCACAGCCUUUACAGUCGUAUACUUGGUGAAACCUAGGAAGCUUGGCGAUCCUUCAUAUUUGUCAUGGAAUAGGAAUCCUUCUGGGCACUAAAAGCUUGCAAGCUUGUAUAAAUAUACUAUAAAGUUUUUGCAUGUAUUAGAAAUUAAUAUACUGUUGUACACGGAUAUAUGCUUUGUGUUUCAUCUAUGUUAUGGUGUUCUAUCAAAAAACCGAACAUGACUAGAUGAUUAGCUUAGGGUUUUAUUGAACUUCUCAUUCCUCC
Messenger RNA from Musa acuminata subsp. malaccensis (wild Malaysian banana), 1414 nucleotides. RefSeq names its product ALA-interacting subunit 3. Gene Ontology annotation, cellular component: endoplasmic reticulum; plasma membrane; Golgi apparatus. Lineage: Eukaryota; Viridiplantae; Streptophyta; Magnoliopsida; Zingiberales; Musaceae. The record is from RefSeq and is a predicted model, not a curated record.